Messenger RNA from Hevea brasiliensis (rubber tree), 1808 nucleotides. RefSeq names its product dihydrolipoyl dehydrogenase 1, mitochondrial. The record is from RefSeq and is a predicted model, not a curated record. Gene Ontology annotation, molecular function: flavin adenine dinucleotide binding; dihydrolipoyl dehydrogenase (NADH) activity. The transcript is spliced from 2 exons. The coding region runs from base 54 to 1586 and encodes 510 amino acids. Lineage: Eukaryota; Viridiplantae; Streptophyta; Magnoliopsida; Malpighiales; Euphorbiaceae. Gene Ontology annotation, cellular component: oxoglutarate dehydrogenase complex; mitochondrion.
AGCGAAGCGAGCUCGCGCUGGCAAGGACCAAACAUAAACACAAUAAAAAAAAAAUGGCGAUGGCUAGCUUCGCGAGAAGAAAGGCAUACCUUCUCGCUCGAAAUUUCUCCAAUUCCAAUCCUGAUGCUCUCAGGUACUCCUUCUCGCUCACCGGCUUCUCCCGUGGAUUCGCCUCCUUGGGAUCUGAGGACAACGAUGUUGUCGUUAUCGGCGGCGGUCCUGGCGGCUACGUUGCAGCUAUCAAGGCCGCUCAGCUUGGACUCAAAACCACUUGCAUCGAGAAACGUGGAACUCUCGGUGGCACCUGCCUCAACGUUGGAUGCAUUCCUUCUAAGGCACUUCUUCACUCAUCCCAUAUGUUCCACGAAGCCCAGCAUUCAUUUGCCAACCACGGCGUGAAGUUUUCUUCUGUUGAAGUUGAUUUACCAGCCAUGAUGGCCCAAAAAGACAAAGCUGUAGCUAACCUUACACGAGGUAUUGAAGGUUUAUUCAAGAAAAACAAAGUGAACUAUGUGAAAGGGUAUGGCAAAUUCAUCUCCCCCUCUGAGGUGUCUGUAGACACUCUUGAUGGUGGGAACACUGUUGUGAAAGGCAAGAAUAUCAUAAUUGCGACUGGCUCUGAUGUCAAAUCUCUACCUGGGAUCACCAUUGAUGAAAAGAAAAUUGUAUCAUCUACUGGUGCUUUGGCUUUGUCGGAAAUUCCUAAGAAACUUGUGGUCAUUGGAGCAGGCUACAUUGGGCUUGAGAUGGGCUCAGUGUGGGGCCGGCUUGGUUCAGAAGUCACUGUUGUUGAGUUUGCCCCGGAUGUCGUCCCAAGCAUGGAUGGGGAAAUUCGCAAGCAAUUCCAGCGUACACUUGAGAAGCAGAAAAUGAAAUUCAUGCUCAAAACUAAGGUGGUAGGAGUCGAUACUUCUGGAGAUGGUGUAAAGCUGACGCUUGAGCCUGCAUCUGGUGGUGACCAGACAACACUUGAAGCUGAUGUGGUACUUGUCUCUGCUGGUAGGACUCCAUUCACUGCUGGACUUGGGCUGGACAAGAUAGGUGUGGAAACAGACAAGUUGGGACGAAUUCUAGUCAAUGAAAGGUUUGCAUCAAACGUAUCUGGUGUUUAUGCAAUUGGGGAUGUAAUUCCAGGACCAAUGUUGGCCCACAAGGCAGAGGAGGAUGGAGUUGCUUGUGUGGAGUUCAUAGCUGGUAAACAAGGCCAUGUAGAUUAUGACAAGGUUCCUGGAGUUGUCUAUACACACCCUGAGGUUGCUUCUGUUGGUAAGACUGAGGAGCAGGUUAAGGCACAUGGUAUUGAAUACCGUGUUGGAAAGUUCCCUUUCUUGGCAAAUAGCCGUGCUAAGGCAAUUGAUGAUGCUGAAGGGAUAGUCAAGAUAUUGGCCGAGAAGGAGACGGAUAAAAUAUUGGGAGUCCAUAUCAUGGCGCCUAAUGCAGGUGAGCUCAUUCAUGAGGCAGUAGUGGCCCUUACAUAUGAUGCUGCAAGCGAGGAUAUAGCACGUGUGUGCCAUGCACAUCCAACAAUGAGUGAGGCAUUGAAGGAAGCUGCCAUGGCCGCUCAUGACAAGCCCAUUCACAUAUAAAAGAUUGAAGAGUACUUGUUUUCAUUUGUCUUCAGGAUUUUUGCAAUGGUUUAAGCAAAGACUUGACCAAUUGACCUUUUCUUAUUUGUUUGUCAUUGAAGCAGAUGAAAUUCUUUAGUAGAAAUUUGCUUUUGUCCAUUCUCUUACAGAAUAAUUUCAUGUGUUAACAUGGCUGGGAUAUUAGAGAACGAUAUCAAUGCGAGUUGGGUUGCGUUUUUCUCA